Pogoniulus pusillus (Red-fronted tinkerbird) is the source of this 1267-nucleotide messenger RNA. RefSeq names its product late endosomal/lysosomal adaptor, MAPK and MTOR activator 1 (gene LAMTOR1). Gene Ontology annotation, biological process: cellular response to amino acid stimulus; regulation of receptor recycling; cholesterol homeostasis. The transcript has 5 exons. Gene Ontology annotation, cellular component: late endosome membrane; Ragulator complex; membrane raft. Lineage: Eukaryota; Metazoa; Chordata; Aves; Piciformes; Lybiidae. Gene Ontology annotation, molecular function: molecular adaptor activity; guanyl-nucleotide exchange factor activity. The coding region runs from base 110 to 595 and encodes 161 amino acids. The record is from RefSeq and is a predicted model, not a curated record.
GCGCGCGGCGGCGGCCCCGCCCUGCCCGCCGUCACGUGACCGGGGCGGCAGGGCCCCUCCCGGACACCGUAGCCGCUGCGCGCCCGGCCCGGCCCUGCUGCGCCUCGCCAUGGGCUGCUGCUACAGCAGCGAGGCAGAGGCCUCCGACCAGGAGGAGGAGACCAAGCGGCUGCUGGAGCCGGCGGCCACCCCCCCCAGCAAGGCGCUGAACGGCGCCGAGCAGAGCUACCACAGCCUGCCCUCGGCGCGCACGGACGAGCAGGCGAUGCUGUCCUCCAUCCUCGCCAAAACCGCCAUCAACAUCAUCGACGUGUCGGCCGCGGACUCGCAGGGCAUGGAGCAGCACGAGUACAUGGACAGGGCUCGGCAGUACAGCACCCGCCUGGCCAUGCUCAGCUCCUCCCUGACGCACUGGAAGAAGCUGCCCCUGCUGCCCUCCCUCACCAACCAGCCCCACCAGGUCCUGGCCAGCGACCCUGUGCCCUUCGCAGACCUGCAGCAGGUGUCCCGGGUCGCUGCCUAUGCCUUCAGUGCCCUCUCCCAGAUCCGAGUGGAUGCCAAGGAGGAGCUGGUGGUGCAGUUUGGCAUCCCCUGAGCCCCCCCCCCCCCGGCCCUGCUGCAGCUUCAGCACCUUUGGACUUCCUCAGGGGGGGGGCUCGGGGGGGCUCUUUGGUUGAUUAUUUUUUGGUUGAGGUUUUUUUUUUGUCGGUUUGGGGUUUUUUUUGGGGGGGUCUUGAGGUUGUUUUGGCUUUUGUGGCUGUCUUGAAGCAUCCCCCCCCCCCCCCCAGGACCCUCCUCGUUGUUUUGGGGGAGGGGGGGACACAGGACAUGGACAGAGACCACCUCAGGGCCCUCCUCAUUGUUUUGGGUUGGGGGGGGGCACCACCUCAGGACCCUCCUCAUCAUUUUGGGGGGGGGGCACAAAACAUGGACAGAGACUACCCCAGGACCUUCCUCAUCAUUUUGGGUUGGGGGGGGCACAGGACAUGGACAGAGACCACCUCAGGGCCCUCCUCAUCCUUUUUGGGGGGGGGGGGGGGUUAAAGGAUGUGGACAGAGACCACCCCAGGGCCCUCCUCAUUGUUUUGGGUUGGAGGAAGGCAGGUGGUUUAUUUUUGGGGGGGCGCUGGUGGCUUCUCUACCCCCUCCCUGUGCCACUCCCCCCACCCCCAGCCCCCCCCAAGGUCAUUUUUACAUCUUGGACCCUUGUUUUUUGUUGCCUUUUAAUGAUUCUUUUUGGCCACAGUAGAGACAAAUUCAACCUCCA